Cryptosporidium ubiquitum is the source of this 648-nucleotide messenger RNA. RefSeq lists its product as uncharacterized. Gene Ontology annotation, biological process: COPI coating of Golgi vesicle. NCBI's taxonomy places the organism in Eukaryota, Apicomplexa, Conoidasida, Eucoccidiorida, Cryptosporidiidae. The transcript has a single exon. Gene Ontology annotation, molecular function: GTPase activator activity. The coding region runs from base 1 to 648 and encodes 215 amino acids. The record is from RefSeq and is a predicted model, not a curated record.
AUGAAUAUUUCAAAUUUAAUUAAUGCAGAUGUAGAUGAAAAAGGGUUUGUUUCCGACAAACUCAGAGACGAGUUCUUCCAAAUGAUGAGAAAUAGGCCGGAAAACCGAACUUGCUUUGAUUGCGAAUCCAGAAAUCCUACGUGGCUUUCUCUUUCGUUUGCUAUAUUUAUUUGCCUCAACUGCUCCUCUGAUCACAGAAAGAUGGGAGUGCAUAUUAGUUUUGUGAGAUCAUCCGAUCUUGACAAGUUUACUCCAAUGCAACUUCUAAGGAUAGAUAUCGGUGGGAAUGGCCGAGCAAGGAAUUUUUUUAAACAGGCCCUUGGAGUUCAUUUCUCGCCUAAAACUAAAGAAUACACAAACUCGAUGUGCGGAAAACAAUAUAAGCAAAUUUUAGAUACAGAGAUCUCGGGAUAUGACGGCUUAAGCACCAAAAAGUGCGAUGAACUUGAAGUAAUUGGUAGAGAUAGCUAUUCAAUAAACUCUGGAAAGACAGAUACUCAAUCCACUGGAGAUAUUCAGACUACAAGGUUUAAAUCAAUACCUACUGCUCUUAAAAGAUAUAGUAGUCUCCAAAAGCAGAACAGUUUAAUAAAUCAAAAAGGCCGAAGGUUAGAUGAGAACUUUGAUUUCGAUUCGCUAGUUUCAUAG